Pestalotiopsis fici W106-1 is the source of this 1071-nucleotide messenger RNA. RefSeq lists its product as uncharacterized. Gene Ontology annotation, molecular function: NADP binding; NAD binding; oxidoreductase activity, acting on the aldehyde or oxo group of donors, NAD or NADP as acceptor. Gene Ontology annotation, biological process: glucose metabolic process. NCBI's taxonomy places the organism in Eukaryota, Fungi, Ascomycota, Sordariomycetes, Amphisphaeriales, Sporocadaceae. The record is from RefSeq and is a predicted model, not a curated record. The transcript has 5 exons. Bases 1 to 1071 code for a protein of 356 amino acids.
AUGGGAUCGCUUGCGGAGUUUCCUCAACCAAAGGCCAAGGUCGGGAUUAACGGAUUCGGUCGUAUAGGUCGAACUGCCCUUCGCCAAGCCCUCCUCAGAGAUGAUCUCGAAGUGGUGGCCAUUAACCACACCUGCGCUACUGCCGACGAUCUUCUUUAUCUGAUUCGACAUGAUACAACACACGGUCUACUGAAAGAUGCUUUCAACAUCAAGUAUAUUUCAGAAGAGGAAAUCCCGAUACACGGCAAAACCAUUACACUCGUGUCAACACGGGAUAUUGCGCAGCUGGACUGGCAAAAGCUUGGUGUGGAAUAUGUAAUCGAAUGUACCGGCAAGCACAACAAGACAGACCUGUCCAUCCGACAUGUCACCGAAGCACAUUGUAAAAGGGUGGUGAUAUCGGCACCAAGUCCUGACGCACCCACGUUUGUGUAUGGCGUCAAUUCAGACAAUCUGAUGCCCUCGGAAAAGAAUCGUGUCAUAUCUUCUGCCAGUUGCACCACGAACUGCGUCUCGCCUAUACUCAAGCUUCUCAACGAUAACUUGGGAGUAACGCAGGCUUUCUUGACAACAGUUCAUUCCGCGACUCAGUCACAGCAGAUCUUGGAUGGCUACAGCAAAAAGAACAGGAGGCUUGGUCGCAGUGUCUUCAAUAACAUCAUCCCAACGACCACGGGCGCAAACAAGGCCGUCACAGCCGUAAUUCCAGAGCUUGCAGGCAAGGUCCAGGGUAUCUCUAUUCGUGUGCCUACAGCCGAUGUGUCAAUGGUGGAUCUCACAGUUGCGACGGACCGGCCGUCUUCGCUAGACGAGGUCAUGGACAUCUUUAGAAAGGCCGCUGCCGGCUCCAUGGCCGGAGUGCUGCAAGUGAGCGACCAAGACCUGGUCAGCAGCGAUCUGUUGGGCACUUCAUAUAGUGCAGUUGUUGACAGUAAAGCAUCCUUGGAGUUGAAUCAGCAGUUUUUCAAAAUUAUUGCCUGGUACGAUAACGAGUGGGGUUAUUCUAGCCGUUUGUUGGACCUGGUUUCCCUGAUACAUCGACAAGAGACAUCUGUGAUGAAUGAACACUAA